Phodopus roborovskii (desert hamster) is the source of this 1029-nucleotide messenger RNA. RefSeq names its product NIPA magnesium transporter 1 (gene Nipa1). The record is from RefSeq and is a predicted model, not a curated record. Gene Ontology annotation, cellular component: membrane. The transcript has 5 exons. Gene Ontology annotation, biological process: magnesium ion transport. Lineage: Eukaryota; Metazoa; Chordata; Mammalia; Rodentia; Cricetidae. Gene Ontology annotation, molecular function: magnesium ion transmembrane transporter activity. The coding region runs from base 10 to 1005 and encodes 331 amino acids.
GCGGGCGGCAUGGGGACUGCGGCGGCGGCGGCGGCUGCGGCUACGGCGGCGGCGGCGGCGGCCGGGGAGGGGGCGCGCGGCCCGAGCCCCGCCGCCGUGUCGCUCGGCCUGGGCGUGGCUGUGGUGUCGAGCCUAGUGAACGGGUCCACGUUCGUGCUGCAGAAGAAGGGCAUUGUGCGCGCUAAACGGCGAGGUACUUCCUACUUGACAGACAUUGUAUGGUGGGCUGGCACAAUUGCAAUGGCUGUUGGCCAGAUCGGAAACUUCCUAGCUUACACGGCGGUCCCCACAGUCCUGGUGACUCCCUUGGGUGCCCUUGGAGUACCAUUUGGGUCCGUUUUAGCUUCUUAUCUUCUGAAGGAAAAGCUCAAUAUCUUGGGCAAGUUGGGGUGUCUGCUCAGCUGCGCAGGUUCUGUUGUGCUGAUUAUCCACUCCCCAAAGUCUGAGAGUGUGACAACUCAGGCCGAGCUGGAGGAGAAGCUGACCAAUCCAGUGUUUGUGGGUUACCUGUGCAUUGUGCUGCUCAUGCUGCUGCUGCUGAUCUUCUGGAUCGCGCCGGCCCACGGGCCCACCAACAUCAUGGUGUACAUCAGCAUCUGCUCCUUGCUGGGGAGUUUCACUGUGCCUUCCACCAAGGGCAUUGGGCUGGCAGCCCAAGACAUCUUGCACAACAACCCGUCUAGUCAGAGAGCCCUCUGCCUGUGUCUUGUGCUCCUGGCUGUCCUGGGCUGCAGCAUCAUUGUCCAAUUCAGGUACAUCAACAAGGCUCUGGAGUGCUUCGACUCCUCCGUGUUUGGGGCCAUCUACUACGUCGUGUUUACUACGCUGGUCCUCUUGGCUUCAGCCAUCCUCUUCCGGGAGUGGAGCAACGUGGGCCUGGUGGAUUUCUUGGGCAUGGCCUGUGGGUUUACAACUGUCUCCGUGGGGAUUGUCCUUAUACAAGUGUUCAAAGAAUUCAACUUCAAUCUUGGGGAGAUGAACAAAUCCAACGUGAAGACAGACUAAGAUGCCAUGGAGGGUUGGGGGCUU